Molecule: messenger RNA, 1301 nt
Organism: Lycium ferocissimum
Lineage: Eukaryota; Viridiplantae; Streptophyta; Magnoliopsida; Solanales; Solanaceae
Exons: 2
Coding region: 59-787 (242 amino acids)
Source: RefSeq, a predicted model, not a curated record
CUAUCUUCAACACGGGAUUUUAGCUAAGCAUAACAGCCAUCUUAUUUGGUCUCAACGGAUGAAGAAAGGAACUAUUAUUCACAUGAAAGAGUUCGUUCGUACUUUCAUCCAAAAUCGAAUGAUCAUCGUUAUCAUUGAAUUAGAUAUUUUACUUGAGCUGUAUGAUCAAAUUGGAGAACCAAAGCAUUAUCUCAAAACUGAUGUUAGUACUGAGUUGUGUAGGCAAGCAAUGGUGCCUCAAUUGCCCCGGGUUGAUAUGGAGAAAGAAGCACUUGUGACUUGUGAUAUCUUGCGGACUCAAGAUGAGGAAAACCCGGCAAGAAAGAAGAGUAAGAUGAGUACCACAGUGGCUACAUCACCAGCAUUCGAGGUGAGAGUUCUUGACGGUUCUGCGUCUGAGCGAGCAGAUACACAUGCCACCACCUCGGCUGGGCCUACAUCUUCCAUCCCUUCCACAGGCGCGGGCACAUCUACUGCACCUUCUACAGUUCGAGUUACCUCCGGGGCUACACCUGUUCUGUCAAAGGUUGGGAUUCUGAAACUUGGUCAACUAGCUGCUUCCACUGAUGCUAGGGUGGUCGGCCUUGAGAAGAGCAUCCCUGAGAUGAUCAGAAUGGCCUUGGCUCCACUUAGCACAUCAUUGAGUGCGGUGCAACAGAAGCAACAAGCCCAUGAGGCCGCACUGGUUCUUUUGACUGAUCGAGUUGCUAGGUUGGAGGAGCGUGGGGGUGCUAGUGACUUGACCUCUAUUCGGGCGGGCGUGACAAAGCUCCAGAGAGAGGUGUAGCACUUGAUAUCUGCGGAGAUUGAUUUCUUGAUAGCUGACCCACCUCAGGAGGAGGUACCGAAUCAGCAUGACGAUAGGGACCCCGUCAUAGAGGAGAGGAGAUAGGGCAUCGGUGAGACCCCUGAGGACUCUGAAAAGGGUGAUGAUGAUGAUGAUGAUGAGACCGAUGAAGAGGGCAAGUAUUUAAUAAUGUGUAGAAGCAUCAACACUAGUACAAAAAAAGCCUUUAGUGGCAAGUAUUUAAUAGCAAUUAGCUAAUUGCAGCUAAUGUAUUAUCUAAACUCAAAUAUCACCGGCAGUUCAGUUUUUGCCAGUAAUAAGUAUUUUUUAGGCGCAAUUUAAAUGAAUAGCCAGGGAAAGCUAAUACUGAAGUCAAUCUUUAUUACUUGCAAUUCCCUCCAAUUUAUUUUCACUGCUAAUUAAAUUCGCUCCAUCAUCGCUAGUUCACAGUCGCUAGUGUUGCUGAAAGGUUAGUUUUUUAUUUAUAUAAUUUCCUAUAAAAUCUUUCCGUCUA